Molecule: messenger RNA, 5086 nt
Organism: Plectropomus leopardus (leopard coralgrouper)
Lineage: Eukaryota; Metazoa; Chordata; Actinopteri; Perciformes; Serranidae
Gene: trpm1b
Product: transient receptor potential cation channel, subfamily M, member 1b
Biological process (GO): metal ion transport; monoatomic cation transmembrane transport; protein tetramerization
Cellular component (GO): plasma membrane
Molecular function (GO): calcium channel activity
Source: RefSeq, a predicted model, not a curated record
AUGGACACCAAGGGCCCGGGUGCCACCUUUAAACGGUCCUCCCUCAAACGUACCACAUCCGGCUCGCAGAAGGCGCAAAGAGCUUGGAUUGAGAGGACCUUUACGAAAAGAGAAUGUGUUCACAAAUUUCCCACAAAGGACCCAACCAGAUGUGCCUGCGGUCAGCUGAACACACAGCACGUGGCCAUCCCUGCUGGUGCCAACUCACUGGAAGAAGCCAACCAGCUGGUGCAGAUUGACACCCCGAAGGAUAAAUGGAGUGUGAUCAAGCACACAAGGACCUACCCAACAGAUGCUUUCGGCCUAAUCGAGUUCCAGGGUGGAGGAUUCAUCAACAAGGCCAUGUAUAUCCGAGUCUCCUAUGACACCAAACCCGACAACCUCUUGCAUUUGAUGGUGAAGGACUGGCAGUUGGAGCUGCCCACUUUGCUCAUCUCCGUACACGGAGGUCUCCAGAACUUCGACCUCCAACCAAAACUCAAGCAAGUGUUUGGCAAAGGCCUGAUCAAAGCUGCCGUCACCACCGGAGCUUGGAUCUUCACGGGCGGAGUCAACACAGGGGUGAUCCGUCAUGUAGGAGAUGCCUUAAAGGACCAUUCCUCCAAGUCACGAGGGAAAGUGUGUGCAAUAGGAAUUGCACCAUGGGGGAUCCUGGAAAACAAAGAGGAUCUCAUCGGAAAAGAUGUCACCAAACCCUAUCAGACAAUGGCAAACCCACUGAGCAAGCUGGCUGUGCUCAACAACAGCCACUCCCACUUCAUCCUGACCGACAACGGCACCUGUGGGAAGUACGGCUCCGAGGUCAAACUCCGCCGGCUGCUAGAGAAGCACAUCUCCCUGCAGAAGAUCAACACGCGUUUGGGUCAAGGGGUUCCUCUGGUGUGUCUAAUCGUAGAGGGAGGUCCCAACGUGAUCUCCAUCGCACUGGAGAGUCUGAGAGACGAGCCUCCCAUCCCUGUGGUGGUGUGUGACGGCAGUGGCCGAGCUUCCGACAUCAUAUCCUUUGCACACAAGUUCUCAGAAGAUGGAGGCCUUGUUAAUGACGAUGUCCGAGAGCAACUCUUGGUGACCAUUCAGAAGACUUUCAAUUACAGCAAAAGUCAAUCACAGCAGAUCCUGCUCAUGGUUAUGGAGUGCAUGAAAAAAAGGGAACUGAUCACAGUUUUUCGAAUGGGCUCUGAGGGACAACAAGAUAUUGAAAUGGCCAUUCUUACUGCCUUAUUAAAAGGCACGAACGCUUCCGCAGCUGACCAGCUCAGUUUGGCUCUGGCUUGGAACAGAGUGGAUAUUGCUCGCAAUCACAUCUUUGUUUACGGUCACAAUUUACCACCUGCUGGUGCCAUCGCCAACACUACAACCACUGUAGCCCCAGCCCAGGAGAAGCAAAAGAGCCCCGCCAGUGCUCCUCGCAACAAAACCCGUGGAAAGAAGGGGAAGGGAAAGGGAAAGGCAAAGCCUGAACCCCCAGAGGAAACAGACCCGAGGAAGUUGGAGUUGAUUCGUUGGGUGAACUCUCUGGAGCAGGCUAUGAUGGAUGCUCUGGUGCUGGACAGAGUGGACUUUGUCAAACUGCUCCUGGAGAAUGGGGUCAAUAUUCACCACUUCCUCACCAUUCCCAGACUGGAGGAGUUGUACAACACGAAACUGGGCCCUACUAAUACACUGAACGCUGUGGUCAGGGACGUUAAAAAGGGUAACCUCCCUCCAGAUUAUCAGAUCACUUUGAUUGAUAUUGGUCUGGUGUUGGAGUGCUUCAUGGGUGGAGCUUACAGGAGCAAUUACACCAGGAAGGCUUUCCGAAACCUCUACAAUAAUUUGUACGGACUAAAAAGGCCAAAGGCUCUGAAGCUUCUGGGAAUGGAGGACGAUGAACCGAGGACAAAAGGCAAGAAAAAGCCAAAAAAGAAGAAAGAGGAAGAGGUGGAAAUUGACGUGGAUGACCCCGAGGUCUGUCGAUUCAAGUACCCCUUUCACGAGCUAAUGCUGUGGGCGGUGCUGAUGAAACGCCAGAAGAUGGCGCUGUUCCUCUGGCAGCGUGGAGAAGAAGCUAUGGCGAAAGCUCUGGUGGCCUGUAAACUAUAUAAAGCUAUGGCCCAUGAGUGCUCUGAGAGUGAACUGGUGGAUGACAUCUCACAAGACCUGGAGAACAACUCCAAAGAAUUUGGCCAGUUAGCCUACGAGCUGUUGGAUCAGUCCUAUAAGCACGACGAACAGGUGGCCAUGAAACUUUUAACAUAUGAGCUGGUCAACUGGAGUAACUCCACCUGUCUGAAGCUGGCUGUGGCUGCUAAGCAACGUGACUUCAUCGCCCACACCUGCAGCCAGAUGUUGCUCACUGACAUGUGGAUGGGCUGCUUAAGGAUAGGCAAAAAUCCCGGCCUCAAGGUUAUUCUGGGAAUCAUUUUCCCUCCUCUGAUCCUACUGCUGGAUUUCCGCCUUGGAGAUGACGCUUCAUACCACGCACCUGAGGGCCAAGAACAGGGAAAAGACAAGGAUGAUGACACAAAAUCCAGCAAGGACGCUAAUGAUGCAACUUCCCGAAAGGGAGAUGAAGAGGAGGGCAGCACUAAUGUCCGCAAAAUCCCUAUCGGCAAAAGAUUCUUUGAGUUUUAUGAUGCGCCAUUCACCAAAUUCUGGUUCAACACAAUUUGCUAUUUGGGCUAUUUAAUGUUGUACAACUACAUAAUCCUGGUAAAAAUGGAGCGGUGGCCAUCUAUACAAGAGUGGACUGUCAUUGCAUACAUCCUCACACUUGGCUCGGAAAAAGUCAGACAGAUUCUGAUGUCGGAGCCAGGGAAGCUGAAACAGAAGAUAAGUGUGUGGCUGGAGGAGUACUGGAACAUCACUGACCUGGCUGCCAUCUGCACUUUCCUCCUCGGGCUGAUGCUCCGGCUGCAGCAUGAACCUUAUAUGGGCUACGGCAGGGUCAUCUACUGCAUAGACAUCAUCUUCUGGUACAUUCGCGUAUUGGACAUCUUCGGAGUCAACAAAUACCUGGGACCCUAUGUGAUGAUGAUAGGGAAGAUGAUGAUAGAUAUGAUGUACUUUGUGGUGAUCAUGCUGGUGGUGCUCAUGAGCUUUGGGGUGGCUCGGCAAGCCAUCCUUCACCCUGAUGAGGAGCCAACAUGGCGCCUGGCCAGAAACAUUUUCUACAUGCCCUACUGGAUGAUCUAUGGGGAGGUUUUUGCGGACUCGAUAGACCUCUAUGCGAUGGAAAUCAACCCUCCAUGUGGGGAGCAUUUAUAUGACGAGGAUGGGAAGAAACUGCCUCCGUGUAUCCCUGGUGCCUGGCUCACACCAGCCAUUAUGGCCUGUUACCUUCUCGUGGCAAACAUUCUUCUGGUCAACUUGCUCAUUGCAGUGUUCAACAACACUUUCUUUGAAGUCAAGUCCAUUUCCAACCAGGUGUGGAAGUUCCAGAGAUAUCAGCUGAUCAUGACGUUCCACGACCGUCCCAUCCUGCCGCCACCUCUUAUCAUUUUCAGCCACCUCUACAUCCUCUUCAACAGGCUUUUUAGGCGGUGUGCCAGAAAGAGACAGGAGGGAGAGCUGGAUGAGAAAGACCGUGGACUCAAACUCAGGCUAAAUCCAGAGGAGCUAAAAAGUCUAUAUGAGUUUGAAGAACAGUGCGUGGAGGAAUAUUUCCGUGAGAAAGAAGACGAGCAGCAGUCCUCCAGUGAUGAACGCAUCAAGGUUACCUCCGAAAGAGUUGAGAAUAUGUCCAUGCGUCUGGAGGAGGUCAACGAGAGGGAGAACACGAUGAAGGCCUCCCUGCAGACGGUGGAUCUCCGCCUAGCACAGCUGGAGGAGAUUCACGGGCGAAUGGCAGUUGCCCUGGAAAAGCUUGCAGGGGUGGACAGACUGGAGCUGACCAGGACCUAUUCGCGAAACUCCUCUGUGUGUGACCCCUCCUCCCUACUUCGCCAGGGCAGUAUUAACAGCGCGGAUGGUUACAGUCUUUACCGCUUCCACAUGGACAUGGAGGAGUUUGCAGCGAAGCAAAAUGCAGAUGAGACACCUAAAACAGGCAUAGAAAGACAGAAGAGUCUGCGGCAAGCCUCCAGCGUUAGUACUCUCUCUCCAAAAGAAGGCGGUCAAACCUUAGAGGUUGGCGGUUUGGAAAGAUCACGACCGAGUUCAUGUGUGGACAUUCUCAUAUCCCCAUGUGAUCAAAAGCCUGCUUCUGUAGCAUCAAGUCAAGAGACCAUUUCCAACAUAAGACAAGGCAGCACAGCACUGCUAGAUAGACUAACAGAUAAGGACAGACUAAAGCCCUCUUCUCCACCAAAAAGGACUAAAUCCUUGAAAUACUUCCCAGUGGAAGACCAACCUACAUCUCCUUUGACAAAGAGGAGGGCUAUGAGCACCAUCAUUGUCAGCCCGCCUGAUGAACCAGAGGAAUCAGACGAACCCACAAAGAAGGCCGAACUGCCGCAAGGGAACUCCUCUUCGCCAAAGAGGACAAAAUCAUUGAGAUAUAUUCCUACUGAAACCCAAAGCCAGACUUCCCCAAUCACAAAGAAAAGAGCUAUGAGCAGCAUCAUCUACAACCCAUUUGAGGCAGGCGAUGAUGUGCAAACUGUGGAUUACAGAUCAGUAGUGGAUCAGAUCACUAAAGCGCCAAAUCAAUGGCCGGCAAACCUUGAGUACCAGGUGCAUCCCAGCAGUGUCGGUCACAUGCCUAAAGUGUCAACGGUCAGAGCUCUCACCCAGCAGUUUCAAGCCGCAGAGCCUCGAAAAGCCGACAAUCAGACUGAUCAAACUCCUUUCGACACUAAAGGACCCCUUCCAGGAGCAGAGCCCGCUGCAGAGCAAACAAAGACGAAGGCCAAGAGAAACCUCUCGGACACUACCAUGUAUCUGACUGUUGCCGAGGACAAGUAUUUGCUGUCUCACAGGUCACAGAGCUUUAACACCAGCGAGAGGAAAGCAAAGAGCCUGGUGGUUAGCAAGGAGCCGAGAGCCUCCAGUAGCGAGAGAGACCUCGUUCAAGCCUGCAAGGCGGCACGUGAGGAUGUGGGGAAGACGAUGGAGGCCGAGAAGAAGGAAGAUGAAAAGAAAUAAGAGCCACAACAAGAGGGGAGAU